AUGAAGUUCUCACUCACCACGCUCUUCGUCGCCGUCGUGGCUGUUUCCGCUCUUCCAGGCGCGCCUGUCCAGAAGCGCGAGAACUGCGGGAACGGUGACUUUGACAUAUGCUGCGACUUCGACACGGGCUGCCGCUACGCCAGCACCUGCCUUCUGGAGUGUACAACUGGUGAUGUCGGCGGCGACCUUGGGUGCAUUGCUGCUUGCAACACGAUUUGCCCGAAAGAGGAAGAGUGUCCGUAG
Diaporthe batatas is the source of this 243-nucleotide messenger RNA. RefSeq lists its product as uncharacterized. NCBI's taxonomy places the organism in Eukaryota, Fungi, Ascomycota, Sordariomycetes, Diaporthales, Diaporthaceae. The record is from RefSeq and is a predicted model, not a curated record. The transcript has 3 exons. The coding region runs from base 1 to 243 and encodes 80 amino acids.